AUGACGCCUAUUCACGUUCUCGCUGCCCGUGAUUCCCAGGACGACGGGGCCUUUACUCCCUCAACUGUCGAUCUGUUGAUCUCGCUGUUGGUGCUGAUUCUCCUCGCAAUUGUGUUGGCUGGCAGUCUCCUUGUCCUCCGCCAGCGACGCCGAAAACUCGAGCAGCAGUCUCAACUCCCGCUAUAUAAGAGCCAAGCUCACCAGCGCAGCCUCACGAUCACGCAGAACAGCCGGACCGGUUCGAUACAUGUGUAUAACGAGAAGCAAGGCCUGCAGAGUUCCCUGAGCCCUCCUCCAAGCCCGGUGCCGGAGAUUCGCAUCACUUUCCCCGACGAAAAGGAUGAGUCCGGCAGGCCCCAGGCUGGCCGCGUCGUUGUUGUCCAUAUCAGCGAAAACGGCGGCGUCGGACUGUCACCCAUGAAAGAGGAAUUGCCCCCCUACCAGACUAACGAAUCUGGCCGCUUCCAGUCUCUCGAUCUGGAACGUAUGGGUGGCUUGAAGGAGAAGGAAGAGAUCAAGACAUGGUCUUAA
Messenger RNA from Talaromyces atroroseus, 531 nucleotides. RefSeq lists its product as hypothetical. NCBI's taxonomy places the organism in Eukaryota, Fungi, Ascomycota, Eurotiomycetes, Eurotiales, Trichocomaceae. The record is from RefSeq and is a predicted model, not a curated record. The coding region runs from base 1 to 531 and encodes 176 amino acids. The transcript has a single exon.